AUGAAACCAUUCACAGAUGAAGAUGUAGAAAUCUACAUCCAGAGCAAGGUGGAAAGGCGGCAUUGCCUGGUUUCCAAAGCAGUGGAGGAGGUGCAGAAAAUCAUCCAGCAACUGACUGCAGAAAUCAGCUACAAGGCCGUGCGAUUCCAGGCUAUCUCCAACUCUGGCAUUCACAAUGAGAACAUCAAGGUGUUAGCACCCAGCCAGUUCCUCAUCACAGUUCCUCUGCGUGGCCUGACGGGUUACAGGGAAUGCCAGGUACGGCACUGGCGCUAUUACACCGUGCACGGAGCCAAGCUCCUCUCCUCCGUGCGGGACCCUGAGGAACUGCAUCAGUGGCUGGAGGUGGAGCAGUUCUCAAAAAGCCUCCAGCAGUGGCAUGAAGAGGAUGUGAACAUCGAAGGUGAUCUGGUUCCGGCCAAAGUCCUUAUCGUCUUCCGGGAGCUGGUGGAGAAGUCAAUUGUCUCCUGUAACCUCUCCAAUAAAGUGACAGUGCUGGAGAGCUUCAGCUCAGUGGUCCGUGUGGCUGUGGAGACAUCAGAAUCCCAGGUUGAGGUGGAGCUGGUCCCUGCUGUGGAGAUUCCAACGUGCUGGCCUGAGAAAGCCCGGUGGCCUCGUUGCCUUAAGCGUUGGCCUUCUCAGGAAAAAGUGCAAUGCAUCAAGUCGCUGGGAUUUGACCUCCUAGCCCGCUCUAAUUAUCACUGGCAGCUGUGCUUCUCCCGUGCUGAGCACAUCCUCAUGGAGGGACUUGAUGAAGAUGGUGGCUGUCGCAGGAAGUGCUUCAGGGUCAUGAGGCAGAUGAAGGAAGAUGUCUGGUGUGCUGGCAAUAAGCCUGUCAUCACAGCUUAUCACCUUCAGACAGUGCUAUUCUGGACGUGUGAAAAAUACCCACGCACCAAGGAUUGGCGCUGCUUCCCUGAAGCCUUUCUGAGGCUGGUACAGAAGCUGCACAAGUGUGUAAGCCAGCACUUCCUCAAGCAUUACUUUCUCAAGAACACCAAUCUGCUCAAAUAUGCCAACACCAGUGACCUGGACCUGGUGGCCAGCAAGCUGGCAGUCUUCUUGGAGAACCCUGUUUUCUGCCUGGACUAAGGCAGGCAAAGGUCAUACCCCAACCCUGAGUGGAUCCCCCAGCUC
This is a messenger RNA of Camarhynchus parvulus, 1137 nucleotides long. It is a transcript of the gene MAB21L3, whose product is annotated as mab-21 like 3. NCBI's taxonomy places the organism in Eukaryota, Metazoa, Chordata, Aves, Passeriformes, Thraupidae. Bases 1 to 1092 code for a protein of 363 amino acids. The record is from RefSeq and is a predicted model, not a curated record. The transcript has 6 exons.